CCCCUGGUUGCUCCGGUCGUUGCCUAGUAACCGCUCCCGCCUUUCCAAAAAUGGCGACGUGUCUUCUUCUUAAACUUUUCAUCGGGAAGUGUCUGUAACAAACAUCCUGCCAUGGCAACCACGCGGACCUGCGUCCUUCUCUUCGUCCUUUCUGCGACUUUAGCGGAAGAAGACGUUAAAUUAAAAUACAAAGCACCAACCAAACCUGUCCGGCUGUUCACCGAGGAGGAGCUGAGGAGAUACGACGGCAGCCAGGAGGGGCAGCCGAUUUAUAUGGCAGUAAAAGGAGUGGUGUUUGAUGUCACUAAGGGAAAAGAGUUUUACGGAAAAGAUGCACCCUACAAUGCCCUGGUCGGCAAGGACUCUACCCGGGCUGUAGCUAAGAUGUCCCUGGACCCGGCGGACCUGACAUCAGAUACUACCGGCCUCACUGAAGAGCAGCUGAAGUCUCUGGACAGCGUGUUUGAAGGCACGUACAAAUCAAAGUAUCCCAUCGUGGGUUACACGGCGUCGCGAAUCCUCAACGAGGACGGGAGCCCCAACAAAGACUUCAGACCGGAGGACCAGCCUCAUUUUCGAAUCAAAGAUGAGUUUUAAUCUCAUUUUACCUCUUUGUAGAACGUUGUUUUAAACAACUUAGCCUUUUGGAUCAUCUCUCUUUACCUGACUAGAAUCAAACGAACAAAUGAACUUGAAGGAAUUUUAUUUUUAUUCACUUGGACUAAGUGUUUCACUUUAUCUUUUAGAGCUUUAAGCUUGCAGGGAAUGCAGAUAAAACGAACUCUGGUCUGAAGGCUAAUUAUAUCUGAUAUGUUUUCCAUAAAAACUUAAUUACUGACUCCACAGUCGACUCCAAACUAAUUGUGAUGUCAGAGAUUUAAGGUGAACAGUCAAACUCUCCCAUCUUCAACAUAAAGUACAUAUGGAAACAUGCUCGUGCAUCAUUCUGCACAGUCAGGCUGAAAUGUUGAAAAUGAAGUCAUGAAAUACAGAUUUAGCUUUAGCCUGAUGUACAGCCACUGUGCAGGAGACGUGGUCACAGUGGAAGUCCACACUUGUCAGAGCAAUAAUGCAACAAAUGAACCGAAACACAAAGAAAGACACAAAAAAGUCAAAUUAAAAAUCAUCUACCUGUUUAGAAAGGAGGCACUGAGCCGACAGACCAGAUCCAGUAAACGCACUCACAUCGCCUUGAAUUAGAUUUUAGUAGAUCUGCUGCUAACGAGAGUUACGCCUUUUGAAAGUGAUGAAUAACUUCAUCGUUUAGUCGAGUGUGUUCAAAUGUCUCAUUCUGUCCAAACCCUCCAAAUAUGAAUCAGUCAGAAGCUGCAGCUUCAUGCUUUAAAUGUUAUUAUCAAAACUGCCUGUCAAUCAUCUUCCAGUAAUUGAUUUUCAUAUAAAACGUUGUCAUUAAAUGCACCGAUUGUUACUGUAAUUAAAACCAGUGUGAAUGUUUACAUGAUCAGAAUCAGUCACCAUCCUGUUUUUGUACAAUUAUCAUUAAAGUGUGUAAAUAUGAAACUCCUCA
Larimichthys crocea (large yellow croaker) is the source of this 1528-nucleotide messenger RNA. It is a transcript of the gene nenf, whose product is annotated as neudesin neurotrophic factor. The transcript has 5 exons. Gene Ontology annotation, cellular component: endoplasmic reticulum; endomembrane system; membrane. The record is from RefSeq and is a predicted model, not a curated record. NCBI's taxonomy places the organism in Eukaryota, Metazoa, Chordata, Actinopteri, Sciaenidae. The coding region runs from base 112 to 597 and encodes 161 amino acids.